CGUGAGUAAUACGCACGGCGGUGCAUCUUAGUCUCUUGUUCCUUCGUUACACCAGUAUUCUUCUUCUUCCCGGUUUCUUCUUCUACAAUUCAAUCAUCCCAAGAGUUCUCUUCUCGGAUCAGCCUCUCCGAAUCGGAAAGAAGAUCUGCCCACGAUAAAAAAUGUAUUUUGAUGGAUAUGGCUAUCACGGGACAUCAUUUGAGCAGACAUAUCGAUGUUACCCUGCAUCAUUCAUUGAAAAGCCACAAAUUGAAAGUGGUGAUAAAAUUAUAAUGCCUCCCUCAGCCCUUGAUCGACUAGCAUCUCUACAUAUUGAUUAUCCAAUGUUGUUUGAGCUUCGGAAUGAGGCGACCGAUAGAUUCUCUCAUUGUGGGGUGCUGGAGUUCAUUGCAGAAGAAGGCAUGAUCUAUAUGCCAUACUGGAUGAUGGAGAACCUGCUCUUGCAAGAGGGAGAUAUUGUUCGAGUUAAAAAUGUGACCCUUCCGAAGGGAAAGUAUGUCAAACUGCAACCUCAUACAAAGGACUUCUUGGAUAUAUCUAACCCCAAAGCUAUCUUGGAGACAACCCUGAGGAAUUAUUCCUGCUUGACCACUGGGGAUAGUAUAAUGGUGGCAUACAACAAUAAGAAGUAUUAUAUUGAUAUCAUAGAAACCAAGCCUUCAAAUGCCAUAAGUAUCAUUGAGACUGACUGUGAGGUGGACUUUGCACCUCCGCUGGAUUACAAGGAGCCUGAAAAGCCUGUUGCACCUGUUUCAUCUGGCAAGGGAACAGCACAAGUUCAUGAGGUUCCUGCUGAGGCAGAACCAAAAUUUAGCCCUUUUACUGGAUCGGGAAGACGCUUGGAUGGGAAACCUAUGAAUUACCAGCCUCCACCAGUCCCUUCCUUGGGGUCCAAAGACAAAGUGCAAAGCCACCAGUCUGCAGGGUCGAGCUCACAAAGCUCUGCACGCCAGUCGCAGGGAAAGCUUGUAUUUGGGUCAAAUGUAAGCCGUGUUCCUAAGGCGACUGAAAAGGAGGCUGGAAAAGAGGCAAAACAAGAGGAACCCCAAAAGAAAGAAGAGCCUAAAUUCCAGGCUUUUACUGGGAAAAAAUACUCAUUGAGGGGUUGAUUGUUAUGCUGACUAUCGAUACAUUGUUCUACUUGCUUGUCGUACUUUUGCGGCAGGUGAACGAUAGGAUUCGAUGGUACCCUAUGAUGAUGUAUCAUUCAAAAAAUAGAACAGUAAGUUAUCAUUGCAUAAUGGAGGAAAAGGAGUAGAUGAUAUAACUUAAUUUCAUUUGAUUGUGAAGCUUCAGUAGAUUAAUGCACAGAGGCACUUGUGCCUUCGAUCAGA
This is a messenger RNA of Tripterygium wilfordii, 1334 nucleotides long. Its product is annotated as ubiquitin recognition factor in ER-associated degradation protein 1-like. The transcript has 10 exons. Gene Ontology annotation, molecular function: polyubiquitin modification-dependent protein binding. Lineage: Eukaryota; Viridiplantae; Streptophyta; Magnoliopsida; Celastrales; Celastraceae. Gene Ontology annotation, cellular component: VCP-NPL4-UFD1 AAA ATPase complex. The record is from RefSeq and is a predicted model, not a curated record. Bases 162 to 1109 code for a protein of 315 amino acids.